Messenger RNA from Fragaria vesca subsp. vesca, 1701 nucleotides. RefSeq lists its product as uncharacterized. Lineage: Eukaryota; Viridiplantae; Streptophyta; Magnoliopsida; Rosales; Rosaceae. Gene Ontology annotation, molecular function: RNA polymerase II cis-regulatory region sequence-specific DNA binding; DNA-binding transcription factor activity, RNA polymerase II-specific. The record is from RefSeq and is a predicted model, not a curated record. The coding region runs from base 459 to 1289 and encodes 276 amino acids. The transcript is spliced from 2 exons. Gene Ontology annotation, biological process: regulation of transcription by RNA polymerase II; DNA-templated transcription.
GGUUCAGGGAAUAAUCUGAACCACACCACUAGCCACAAUCUCAAUCUCUCUCUUUCUCUGGUACGUUCAUUUUUUUUGCUACCCUUCCUAGGGUUUCUGCCAUUUAUACACAGCCUCUGUGCUCCUUCGGGGUUUCCACACUAGUAUCAGGUCCAUGCUUCAAUUGCCUUUUCGAUUUUCCAUCACCCACAUGUAAUUUCUGUUCAAAGUCUUUGACUUUGGGGAUUUCAUGACUUUGUGCUACUGAAUUCUCAUCUGGGUGGUGAUUCAAUUGGCUAAAUUCACUGUUUUCAAGUAGGGUAUGAUCUUAAGACUAGGAUUUUUGAUCUGGGUGUAGUUGGUUCUGGUCAAUUUCGAGUUUAGGGGUUGCGAUUUCAUCUGGGUUGGGGCCAAAAUUUGAAAUUUCAGUGCUUUUUUUUUUACUCAAUUUGAGAAUUAGGGUUCGUGUGUCUCUCGCCAUGGACGAUGGAGAGCUUGAUUUUUCGAACCAGGAGCUUGACUUUUCGAUUCCCAACAUGACCGGUGAGCUUCCUAGUAGUUGCUCAAUGGAGAACAUAUUCGGUGACUUCUUCAAGGAGACUGACACUGCUUGCACUCACAACCACAUUUGCAACCCUCCCUCGGGGCCUGACUCGGCUCAUAGGCACACUUGCAUUCAUGUCCACACUAAGAUUUUGUCAUCGGGUGCGAGUGAGGACAAGGCUGGAACUGAUGAUACUGCUGAGUCUGGGGAGAAGAACUCGAAGAAGCGGCCUUUGGGGAAUCGGGAAGCUGUUCGAAAGUACAGGGAGAAGAAGAAGGCUCGAGCAGCUUCAUUGGAGGAUGAGGUUAUUAGGUUGAGAGCUGUGAAUCAGCAGCUGAUGAAGAGGUUGCAAGGUCAGGCUGCAUUGGAGGCCGAGAUUGCGAGGCUCAAGUGUUUGCUUGUGGAUAUUAGGGGGAGGAUUGAGGGAGAAAUUGGAUCUUUUCCGUAUCAGAAGCCAGUGAAUCCGGGUAUGCAGAAUCCGAACUAUAGCAGUGCUUAUGUGAUGAAUCCAUGUAACAUGCAGUGUGAUGAUCAGCUCUAUUGCCUUCAACGAGGGAACGAUGGAAAACGUGGAGAUGGGGUGGCAAUGAAUGGCCAAGGGUUUAGUGGUUGUGAAUUUGAGAAUCUUCAGUGUUUCACAAAUCAGGAUGGAGGAUCAAUGGGGCUUUCUGGAUGUGACCUUGGAAAUGUGAUGUUAGAAUCCAAUGGCAGUCAUUCUGGCACAAAGAAGAGGAAAGGAGGGGCACGCGCUGCUGCAGCGAAUUGAAGGAAUGGGAAAGUGGAGUCAUCAAGAGUACAUACGGUCUUGCAAUAAGUAGUUUAUCAAACUGCAACAUCAUCUUCCCCUCAGGUUGUUCUUUGUUAUAUGGUUAAGUUUUUCUCAUUGAACCAUUGUUGGGUUCUUUGAAAGGGUAUGAUUUACUUUUAUCAAGCUAAAAUUUGCUGGAAUCACUGGUACUUUAGUUUGUCUUUGGGUUGGAGAAUUAUAUAAGUAGAACUUAUGGCAGAACGCAACUUAACCGUUUUCUGUGAAGCUCAUAUUCCUUUUAUUCUCUUCUUCCGAGUUGUCAUGGAUGUAUACUUAUAUCAAUCAAAUUUGUUUUCCUUCAUUAAGUAGUUCUCCUUUUCUUUUUUUAGUUGACUCCAGCUUUUCCUUCUCUUUCUGAGCUACAUGAAUU